UUAUGAAGGAAUUAAACAGCAGAGCCCAAGGAGAGGUAACUAUAAGAGAGGCUUUGAAUGAGCUAGACCUAUGGGGAGCCAGAGAAAGAUUCUCUUUGACUGAACAUGAAGAUACUCAUGGAAACAAAGUUAUGCUAAUCAAGGACUGGAGAGAAGUACUAAAUAAGGUUGGUGAUAACCAGUGUUUGAUCCAGUCCCUCAAAGACUCUCCAUAUUAUAAGAACUUUGCAGACAGAAGUUCUAUUUGGGAAACACGACUGUCUACUUUAGAUCUGUGUCUGCAACAACUUAAUUUAAUACAGAGAAAGUGGGUAUAUUUGGAACCAAUUUUUAGCCGAGGUGCACUGCCAUCUGAAGAAUCUCGCUUCCAGGCUGUUAGUAACGACUUUAGGUAA
This is a messenger RNA of Limulus polyphemus (Atlantic horseshoe crab), 395 nucleotides long. RefSeq names its product cytoplasmic dynein 2 heavy chain 1-like. Lineage: Eukaryota; Metazoa; Arthropoda; Merostomata; Xiphosura; Limulidae. The record is from RefSeq and is a predicted model, not a curated record. Gene Ontology annotation, biological process: intraciliary retrograde transport; cilium assembly. The transcript has 2 exons. Gene Ontology annotation, molecular function: dynein intermediate chain binding; dynein light intermediate chain binding; minus-end-directed microtubule motor activity. Gene Ontology annotation, cellular component: axoneme; cytoplasmic dynein complex; motile cilium. The coding region runs from base 3 to 395 and encodes 130 amino acids.